AACUUUAAAUAGAGUGUAAUUUAAAGGACAAGCUACUAGAUUAAGCCAAUGAUCAUAAAUCAAACUUGCUACUUUAAACUAAGCUUUUCUUUUCUAGGCUUAUGCACCUUGCCUCCAGAGGGGACAAUGAUGGCAGACAUUAUCCAGAGAACUGAAAAGAGGAUUGACUUGUUUGGAGAAAGCCAGAGCCAGAAACUGCAGACCAAUUAUGUCGACUACUUGGACGAACUGGCUUUAGAGAUUGGGGCAAAGCCAGACAUACUCUCUUUCCUGUUUAAAGAUCCUAAACUGGCUAUGAAACUCUAUUUUGGACCCUGUAAUUCCUACCAGUAUCGCCUGGUUGGGCCUGGGCAAUGGGAAGGAGCCAGGCGUGCCAUCUUCACCCAGAAGCAAAGGAUACUGAAACCUUUAAAGACACGGUCUCUGAAAGCUUCAUCUAAGUUCCAAGUUUCCUUUUUGUUGAAAUUCCUCGGCCUUUUUACUCUUCUUCUGGCCUUUUUGUUCCAACUUCAGUGGUUCUAAUCUGUCCACAAAACACCUUUGGCAUUUUAGCUUGUCAAUCGAUACCUCUUUUGAAAACAAAGAUUAAAAGAAAAAAAAAUAGUAACUCUACAUCCUAAAUUUUGGAAUUGAUAGAACAAAUGAAGCAAUAAUUAUGGAGAAUUAGCAAAACCAAGUCUUCACAUUAAAUCAAAAUUACACCA
Messenger RNA from Ochotona curzoniae (black-lipped pika), 704 nucleotides. RefSeq names its product dimethylaniline monooxygenase [N-oxide-forming] 2-like. NCBI's taxonomy places the organism in Eukaryota, Metazoa, Chordata, Mammalia, Lagomorpha, Ochotonidae. Gene Ontology annotation, molecular function: flavin adenine dinucleotide binding; NADP binding; N,N-dimethylaniline monooxygenase activity. The coding region runs from base 49 to 522 and encodes 157 amino acids. The record is from RefSeq and is a predicted model, not a curated record. The transcript has 2 exons.